AUGCUGCUCAGCUACCUCGCAACUGCUCUCCUCGUCUUUUCCUCACUGGCAACAGCCUCGAAUUCCUCCGCCGCACUCCCGGACCUCGAUCCCGCCGACUUGCCCGACCCGAGGACGCUGAUCUACAAGGAGGUGUGCUUCCGCAACGUUUUCGACGAAGCAGACGACCUCCCCCUCACCGCUCAAACCGCUACGAAAGACUCAAACAACCAUCGCAUCUUCUACCGCACCGGCACGAAGGAGGACUUCGAUCCCGUCGAUGACACCGCCGAGGAGGAGAAGGAGGAUGAGGAGGAGGGAGAGGGAGUGAUGGUUGGAUUCGAGGAGUUUUGCUAUAGGAUGAGGAAGGCGAAGGGAGACGUCGAGGAGCAGAAAGGCCAAGCGCAGAAGGGGAAGUAA
This is a messenger RNA of Rhodotorula toruloides NP11, 399 nucleotides long. RefSeq lists its product as uncharacterized. The transcript has 5 exons. The coding region runs from base 1 to 399 and encodes 132 amino acids. The record is from RefSeq and is a predicted model, not a curated record. Lineage: Eukaryota; Fungi; Basidiomycota; Microbotryomycetes; Sporidiobolales; Sporidiobolaceae.